Rhodamnia argentea is the source of this 832-nucleotide messenger RNA. RefSeq lists its product as uncharacterized. NCBI's taxonomy places the organism in Eukaryota, Viridiplantae, Streptophyta, Magnoliopsida, Myrtales, Myrtaceae. The transcript has 2 exons. The coding region runs from base 34 to 810 and encodes 258 amino acids. The record is from RefSeq and is a predicted model, not a curated record.
CUCUCUCUCUCUCUCUCUCUCUCUCUCUCUGUCAUGUGGCCACUCCGGAGGAUCAACAGCGCCCCUCCAAGGCCAAGGCCGCCAGGACCAAGGAACUUCUCCUGCUCCUCCUUCAAGGACAUCCAGUACCUCUGCACCGAAGAGGCCGAGCCCCAAACUGGAUCCGGAUCCGACUCCCCGAGGAGCCCCACCAUUUUCCACCGGCCCCGGAUCUUCAGCUGGGCCCACCGCAAGGCCGCCGUGUCACCGCCACCCACUCGCGGCCACCACCACUCUUCUCCCUCGUCCCUCGAGUCCAAACUCCUCCCCGGCUCCUCCGACAAGGAGAAGCCCGCCGUCGUGGUCUACUUCACCAGCCUCCGCGUGGUCCGCAAGACCUUCGACGACUGCCGCGCCGUCCGGUCGAUCCUCCGCGGGCUCCGCGCCCCCGUCGACGAGCGGGACCUGUCGAUGGACUCCAGGUUCGUGGCGGAGCUGCAGGGGAUCCUGGGCCGCAGGAGGCUGUCCCUCCCCUGCGUCUUCGUCCGCGGGCGGCUCGUGGGCGGGGCCGAGGAGGUCCGGAAGCUGCACGAGAGCGGGGAACUGAGGGCGCUGGUCGCCGGCGUCGCGUCUCCGGCGGCGGGGCCCGGCCCGUGCCGCACGUGCGGAGGGCUGAAGUACGCAGUGUGCGAGCGGUGUAGCGGGAGCCGCAAGAUCUACUCGGACAAGCACGGGUUCAAGAGCUGCAAGGCCUGCAACGUCAACGGCCUGAUCAGAUGCCCCUCUUGCUCCUUUGCCGCACCUGAUCUCGACCCAAUUUGCUUCGCUUAAUAAGCCCAUGACAUAUUCGUCC